Molecule: messenger RNA, 1367 nt
Organism: Loxodonta africana (African savanna elephant)
Lineage: Eukaryota; Metazoa; Chordata; Mammalia; Proboscidea; Elephantidae
Product: olfactory receptor 1L3-like
Exons: 1
Coding region: 390-1367 (325 amino acids)
Biological process (GO): G protein-coupled receptor signaling pathway
Cellular component (GO): plasma membrane
Molecular function (GO): G protein-coupled receptor activity; olfactory receptor activity
Source: RefSeq, a predicted model, not a curated record
CUAGCAGAGAUGGCUAUCUCGUGAUAAUCUAGACAUGGGUUAGCUAAAGAUAAUCUUGAAUCAGACACUGACUUGACCCCUAUUCAAGGUCUGCAUCUGUGGUUCCUCUGAUUAUCAGUCACAGAGAAAGGAAAAGAGAAUCUCUAUGUCUCCCCUCUCGCCCACUCCUGUGUCUGUUUUCUAUAUAUUUGUAUCUCAAAGAUUUGAAAAAGAAGUGAAAACAUAUUUUUGGCUCUGAAUUUUCCAUAUUCUGGAAGAAAAGCAAACACCUGAGUAAAUUCCCUAUUAAUAACUGCUCAGUGUGAGAAUGAGAUGGGAAGAUGCUUGUUCAAGAUGACAUAAGAACAAUUAACUGACAAUGUUAUUUAUCUGCAGAUGCACACAAGUCCAUGGGAAUGUUUAACCUAACGAGACUCUCUGAAUUCAUCCUCUUGGGUCUUUCCUCUCGGCCUGAAGACCAGAAACCACUCUUUGCUCUCUUUUUCAUAAUUUACCUUGUCACCUUAAUGGGAAACUUGCUCAUCAUCAUGGCCAUCCGCUCUGAUCCUAAGCUCCAAAACCCCAUGUAUUUCUUUCUAAGCAUCUUGUCAUUUGCUGACAUUUGCUACACGACAGUCAUAGUCCCCAAGAUGUUGAUGAACUUCUUAUCAGAGACUAAGACUAUUGCCUAUGCUGAAUGUCUGACACAGAUGUAUUUCUUCCUAGUCUUUGGAAACAUGGACAGUUAUCUCCUGGCAGUGAUGGCCAUUGACCGCUAUGUAGCUAUUUGUAAUCCUUUCCACUAUGCCACUGUUAUGAGCCACAGACGCUGUGUGUUGCUACUGUCAUUUUCCAUUGUUUUCUCCUGUCUCCACUCCCUCCUACAUGUCCUCCUGGUGAAUCGCCUCAUCUUUUGUGCUUCAAAUGUUAUCCAUCACUUUUUUUGUGAUGUUAGCCCAGUUCUGAAACUGUCCUGCUCUUCUACUUCCAUCAAUGAACUUGUGGCCAUGACAGAAGGGCUGGCCUCUGUUAUGGCUCCUUUUGUCUGUAUCACCACUUCUUAUCUGCAAAUCCUUAUCGCAGUUCUCAAGAUGCCCUCAGCUGCUGGAAAACGCAAAGCCUUCUCCACCUGCAGCUCCCAUCUCACUGUGGUCACUCUAUUUUAUGGAAGCAUUAGCUAUGUCUAUCUCCAGCCCUUGUCCAGCUAUACUGUUAAGGACAGGAUAGCAACAAUCAUCUACACAGUAUUGACAUCGAUGUUAAACCCAUUUAUCUACAGUCUAAGGAACAAAGACAUGAAACGGGGCUUAGAGAAAUUGAUAAACAGGAUGAAGUCUCAAAUGGAUAAGCUUUCUUCUACAGAGCCCAGUGAAAUCCGUGGACCCUGA